Molecule: messenger RNA, 1462 nt
Organism: Manacus vitellinus (golden-collared manakin)
Lineage: Eukaryota; Metazoa; Chordata; Aves; Passeriformes; Pipridae
Gene: SIRT3
Product: sirtuin 3
Exons: 6
Coding region: 239-1012 (257 amino acids)
Molecular function (GO): NAD+ binding; histone deacetylase activity, NAD-dependent
Source: RefSeq, a predicted model, not a curated record
UUUUUGGGUGUUUUUCUCCCCCAGAGCCAAGGUUGCUGUCAGUUCUCUCAGGACACACCUGCUGUGCUUCCCCCCCGUGCCGAGCAGGAUCCAAGGCUCCAGGCCCUUCUCUCUGAGCGCGGCUGCCAGAGCCAUUUUGGGCCGGGGCAGGUGGGGAGGUGACGAGGGGAAGGAGAAACUCACCUUGAAGGACGUGGCCGAGCUCCUGCGGAAGAAGGAAUGUCGUCGUGUGGUGGUGAUGGCCGGAGCCGGGAUCAGCACACCCAGCGGCAUCCCGGACUUCAGGUCCCCCGGGAGCGGCCUGUACAGCAACCUGGAGCAGUACGACAUCCCGUACCCCGAGGCCAUCUUCGAGCUGGGCUAUUUCUUUGUCAACCCCAAGCCUUUCUUCACCCUGGCCAAGGAGCUCUACCCCGGCAACUACCGCCCCAAUUCCGCCCACUACUUCCUGCGGCUGCUGCACGACAAGGGGCUGCUCCUGCGCCUCUACACCCAGAACAUCGACGGGCUGGAGAGACUGGCUGGGAUCCCUCCCGACAAGCUGGUGGAAGCCCAUGGCACCUUCGCCACUGCCACCUGUACGGUGUGUAAGAGGAACUUCCCCGGGGAGGACUUCAGGGGGGAUGUCAUGGGGGACAGGGUCCCUCGCUGCCCUGUGUGCACCGGAGUUGUGAAGCCUGACAUCGUGUUCUUCGGUGAGGAGCUCCCGCAGCGCUUCCUCCUGCACCUGGCAGACUUCCCCCUGGCAGACCUGCUCUUCAUCAUUGGGACAUCCCUGGAGGUGGAGCCCUUUGCCAGCCUGGCCGGAGCCGUGCGCAGCUCCGUGCCCCGGGUCCUCAUCAACCGGGAGCUCGUGGGCCCCUUCGCGUGGCAGCAGCGCCACAACGACGUGGCCCAGCUCGGGGACGUGGUCGGGGGCGUCGAGAAGCUGGUGGAGCUGCUGGGCUGGAACGACGAGAUGCAAACACUGAUCCAGAAGGAGAAAGAGAAGCUGGAUGCAAAGGACAAGUAGGACGGUGCUCCUGCCACCCCUCAGCACAUCACUUGAUGAUGUCCAGCCAUAAAUGUCACCAGCAAGUGGCAGGGCGCUCGUGCCAGCACGUCCAGCGAGCUCCGUGUCUGCAGGUGGCCGUUUGGAUCUGCCUCCUUCCAGCUGUCCAUCCCGGAGCCCCUUGCUGGGGCUGGUUCUAGGGAGCAGGAGCUGGGAAUGCCAGGAGUCUGGAGCAAGUUUUCCAGCUCCAACUGGACUGAGCAUCCGAGGUCUCUCCCCCACAGCCACUGUUCCCUUGGCCACGAUCCUGAGCUGCUGCAGACUGUGUUGGUUCUUCCAUGAAAUCUCUGCUAAUCAGGGUGCAGUCUGGGGGCAGGGGGGCUGCCCCCCAUUCCCAUUCCAGCUCAAGCUGCUGCGGGAUUUCUGAAUCACUAGAGUGUUAAUUAUUUAAUAAUAAAGAGAUAUAAUUCA